AUGUCAGACGGACAUGUUGCUGAAGGUCACCCGAAAGAAGUUGUGACAGAAAGUAUUCUCGAUUUUUCUGAGCUGGAGCAGGCUAUUCAGUCAUUUACACGCCGCUUUGAUCAAUAUGUACAAACCACUGUUGCCUCUUGCGAACAGGCAAGAAUUGAGUCGGAGGCGCAAAGGACACAAGAUCAGGAGAAAGUUAGAUCACUAGAGCGGGAGCGUGAGGAUGCCAAGCAUGCGCAGAAAAAUUUAUGGGAAAAUGUGGCUUCAGAACGCGAAGCGGAUGCUAAACUGCGAUCUAGUGUUCAAAGUUUGCAUGCUCAGAGAGAGACAUUGACGCAGCGUAUUGGAAAUCUCAAAGCAGAGGUUGAAGAGAUGCGAAUGCAAAUGGAAACGCGGAAACACCACAAGCAAGAACAGAUCCAGCGCCUUCGUGAACAAGUGCGUCGUAAUGCACCGGAGUUAGCUCAGUUGGAAAUGCUGACAGGGUGUACAAUUUCACCAUCAGUGCAGGCUGGUACCAUUGAUCUUGGCUUCUCUCUGUUGCAUGCUGAAGACCCAACAAGAACGUAUACGUUUACGCUGGACGUAUCGCAGCCCACUUAUUCGGUGCCUAAGCAUGACACUGCGCUGCCCUCAUCCACGGUAAAGUUGCUGGUAAAACAGCUCAAUCAAACGGGUGAAGUGCAUGAGUUCAUAAAAAAGCUACGACAGGCACUGUUGCAGCGCACUACCCCUGCCAACUAA
Molecule: messenger RNA, 741 nt
Organism: Malassezia pachydermatis
Lineage: Eukaryota; Fungi; Basidiomycota; Malasseziomycetes; Malasseziales; Malasseziaceae
Exons: 2
Coding region: 1-741 (246 amino acids)
Biological process (GO): chromosome segregation
Cellular component (GO): Ndc80 complex
Source: RefSeq, a predicted model, not a curated record